Fusarium coffeatum is the source of this 750-nucleotide messenger RNA. RefSeq lists its product as uncharacterized. The record is from RefSeq and is a predicted model, not a curated record. NCBI's taxonomy places the organism in Eukaryota, Fungi, Ascomycota, Sordariomycetes, Hypocreales, Nectriaceae. Bases 1 to 750 code for a protein of 249 amino acids. The transcript has 3 exons.
AUGAGCAGCCCACCUUCUUCUCCCUUGAUGGACCCGGUGACCAUCAGCGAGGAUAUUGCCCCGUUGCCAUCCUUCAAGGCUAGCGGAGUUGCGGAUGUCGAUUUUGAUGGCGUUCUUUCCAAACCUAUCAAGGUACAUGAAGAUGUUCGAUCCGGUUGUGGUGGUCAGACGUGGCCAGCUGGAAUGCUUCUCGGCAAGCAUAUGCUGCGCUACCACAAAGAACGACUUGUUGAUGCCAGGAUAUUAGAACUUGGAGCUGGAGGCGGUCUUAUCGGACUUGCUGUCGCCCUUGAAUGCUCGCUUCGAAAUCCGUUACUGGUGACAGACCAGCUGGAGAUGUAUGAGUUGAUGCAGCAUAACAUCGAGCUAAACAACUUACAAGACAAGGCAAAAGCUAUGGUGCUCAACUGGGGAGAAGAUCUGCCAGCAACUGUGUUGGAGCAAAAACCAGACGUAAUUCUGGCUGGUGAAUGCGUUUACUUUGAACCAGCAUUUCCGCUCCUGAUGUCGACACUCAAAGCUUUAUUGGAGCUUAACCCCAAUGCUGUCGUAUACUUCUGCUUCAAGAAGAGAAGACGAGCUGAUAUGAACUUUGUCAAGAUGGCUAAGAAGGCAUUCAAGGUGGAAGAGAUCUUCGAUGAAGACCGGCCUGUUUUCCAGCGCCAGGGCUUAUUCCUUUUCUCCUUCACCAGCCGCCCAAAACAAACCAAAGCCACCAAAGGCCAGAGUGAACCUCAGUCUGCCAAAUGA